This is a messenger RNA of Tricharina praecox, 2152 nucleotides long. RefSeq names its product biotin-protein ligase. The transcript has 5 exons. NCBI's taxonomy places the organism in Eukaryota, Fungi, Ascomycota, Pezizomycetes, Pezizales, Pyronemataceae. Gene Ontology annotation, molecular function: biotin--[biotin carboxyl-carrier protein] ligase activity. Gene Ontology annotation, biological process: protein modification process. The coding region runs from base 92 to 2098 and encodes 668 amino acids. Gene Ontology annotation, cellular component: cytoplasm. The record is from RefSeq and is a predicted model, not a curated record.
CAACCAACCUACAUACAACAUCAUUUACCGUGCAAGCAACACUGCGUAUCAGAGUCGGCCAGCAGCCAGCAGCCAGCAGCCAGCAGCCACCAUGCCUCCCGUAAAGGCCAUGAAUGUUCUCAUAUAUGCUGGAAACGGCACCACCGCCGAGUCCGUGCGGCACUGCGUACACUCGUUCCGGCGCCUGCUUUCGCCGCACUUUGCCGUGUCGACAGUUACAGCCGAUGCGAUUCUGAAGGAGCCAUGGAUGUCCACCUGUGCGCUUCUCGUUCUUCCCGGCGGUGCCGAUUUGCCGUAUUGUAGAACUUUCAACGGCGCGGGUAACAGGAGGAUCUCGCAGUAUGUGCGGCAGGGCGGGUCUUUUAUCGGGUUCUGCGCCGGGGGCUACUAUGCUUCGAAGCAGUGCGAGUUUGAGCCCAACAAUCUGAAGCUCGCCGUGGUGGGGAGUCGGGAGCUGGCUUUCUUCCCUGGCACCUGCCGAGGUGCAGCAUUCACCGGGUUUGAGUAUGCGAGUGAGAAUGGUGCGAGGGCUCCUACCAUCUGCGUGCUGGCGAUGGGGGAGGGGAAGAAGGAGGAAUUUAGCUUCAAGUGCUACUUUAACGGCGGUGGAGUGUUUGUGGAUGCGGGGAAGCUCAAAGAUCAAGGGGUGGAGGUGUUGGCGAGUUAUGAGGGUGAGCUCGAUGUUGAUGGAGGGGAUGGCAAGGCGGCGGUGAUUUACCGCAAAAUCGGAGAGGGCGGUGUGAUUCUCACGGGGCCUCAUCCUGAAUUUAUCGGCUCACACCUACGCAAGAGUAAUGGAGGACCGGAAUACUCAAAAGUUGUCGACGCCAUCAUCGAAGACGAGGAGAAGCGUGUCAGAUUCUUGAAGUGCUUGCUGCGAAAGCUCGGCAUAGAGGCAUCCGCGACGAACAUGCCUCCUCCACGUCUCAGUAGGGUACAUCUGACUGCAGCGCACCCUUCUGACGUGGCAAAGUUGGUUGAUCGUCUGCAAGAUAUAAUCACGAUCCAAGGAGAGAUGACGAAGAUUAUUGACGACAACGACACAUUUAUUCUUGAACAGGAAAGCUCGAAUGGGAGCUAUAGCUUUUGUACAAAGGACCUGACUGACGCACUUGAUGAUCCUGAGAAUGACAUCGUCGAUUAUAAUGAAGUGCCAAAAUCGCUGCACGCGCAUAGCUCGGGGUUGCCAUCCAAUGAAGAAACUCCCUUCUUUGACCACAAGUCCUUCUACGAGAACCUCUGGACCUACCGUCACCAGUCACGUUCUUUGCCCUCGCAGUUUGGAACCUUCAUGCUCUACGGCGAGACGGUAACAAGUACCAACACAAUGCUGGACAAGAAUCCCAAGCUCCUUGAACACCUACCGAACGGCCUCACUUUCGCGGCAACAACCCAGUUAGCCGGGCGGGGAAGGGGCAACAACGUCUGGAUUUCGCCCAAAGGUUGCAUGAUCUUCUCUACCGUGAUCCGUCACGCCCAGGAGCUGAAUAUCACUGCCCCGGUAAUGUUUGUGCAAUACCUUGUCGGGCUAGCCGUCGUGGAAGGAAUCAAGAGCUAUGCUCCAGGCUACGAAGGAAUACCGGUGCGCUUGAAAUGGCCAAAUGACAUUUACGCUCGCGACCCCACCUCGGCCACAGAAUCUUUCGUCAAGAUAGGCGGAAUUCUUGUCAACUCUUCUUAUCAGAGUAAUCAGUUCCACCUUGUGGUGGGGGUGGGAAUAAACACGCACAACGAAGCACCAACGACAUCGCUGAACCUUCUACGUGCCGCUCUCAAUCCGUCACUUCCGGAAUUUACCCAGGAAAAGCUGCUUGCCAGGGUGCUAGUGACCUUCGAGGAGAUGUAUCUCAAGUUCUGCCGUAGCGGAUGGGAGCCAUUUGAGCAGCUGUACUAUCGCCAUUGGCUACAUACCGGACAGCAGGUGACGCUGGAGAUGGAGGGCAGUGUUAAGGGACGUGUUGUGGGUAUCACGAGGGAUUGGGGGCUGCUGAAGGUGGAGGAGUUGGAUCAAGAAAGGCUCACCGGGAAGACGUGGACGCUGAUGAGUGAUGGGAAUAGCUUCGAUUUCUUCAAGGGCCUGUUGAAGAGGAAGAGCUGAAGGGAAGUGUUAUAGGUACAUAUUUCUCUGCAGCGAAUUGAGUGCAGUUAGUGU